GGCCCCGCCCCUGGCAGAGGCGGAAGUGCAGCUACCCUGAGGCGUCUCUUGUAGCCUCGGACUACUCAGUCUAGCCGCACCCCUGGGCCCAUGGCCGCCUACCCCUACCGCCCAGGCCCCGGGACCGGCCCGGGCCCCGGCCCAGCCGUGGGCGCGGCGCUGCCGGACCAGAGCUUCCUGUGGAACGUCUUCCAGAGGGUUGAUAAAGACCGGAGCGGCGUGAUAUCCGACAAUGAGCUUCAGCAAGCACUGUCCAAUGGCACCUGGACUCCAUUUAAUCCUGUGACUGUCCGGUCAAUCAUAUCAAUGUUUGAUCGUGAGAACAAGGCUGGCGUGAACUUCAGCGAAUUCACAGGCGUCUGGAAGUACAUCACAGACUGGCAGAAUGUCUUCCGUACCUACGACAGGGAUAACUCGGGAAUGAUUGACAAGAACGAGCUCAAGCAAGCACUUUCAGGUUUUGGCUACCGGCUCUCGGACCAGUUUCACGACAUCCUCAUUCGAAAGUUUGACAGACAAGGACGGGGACAGAUUGCCUUUGACGACUUCAUCCAGGGCUGCAUCGUCUUGCAGAGGUUGACAGAUAUAUUCAGACGCUACGAUACGGAUCAGGAUGGCUGGAUUCAGGUGUCAUAUGAACAGUAUCUCUCCAUGGUCUUCACCAUCGUAUAACACUGGCCUUUUACAAACGGCAACAUGACUAUGGAAAGACUGAAAAUGCCAAAUCUCUCACCAUUAACGAAACGAAGCACGGAUGCAGUAGGCACUGCUCUUCCUUUAGACUUUAUAUAAUUAACAUUCUGGGACCCACCUGUACAUAUGUGGAUAAGCUGAUUAGCAUUUUUCCAGUUGUAACAAUAGUCAUAUUGUUAUUCAGAUACAGGCAUUUGAUUUGGGACGGUUUAAUUGUGCCAUGAGGUAAGAGAAAAUAAUGUUUCAGGAAUUCUGCAUGUAAAACAUUCAUCAUGUGCUUUUCUAUGUAGCUCCAGUUCUAUAGCAGAAAUACUUUUAUUAGCAAAUAGGAAUUUUAAAAUAAUACAGAACUUGCACAGAAGGCUUUUCAUGUGCCUUACUUUUUAAAAAGGGGGGUUAUUGUAUUCAUUUGAAUAUGCCACGUAGGCAAUAAAGCAAUGUACCCCUUGUCCCAGUUCAUCUCUGAUGUGCUCAUGAGGGGAGCUUCGAGGGGUUCGGGACACCUUUGGGUCACUUUUGGGUGUCUGCACAACUCACUAGUGGAAAUGCUUAUAUACGACUUGUCCUAUUAUAGGAGGUUGUUUAAAUUUCUUAAAACUUUUUUGGACAUAAAAAUCCAAAUGUA
Molecule: messenger RNA, 1318 nt
Organism: Miniopterus natalensis
Lineage: Eukaryota; Metazoa; Chordata; Mammalia; Chiroptera; Miniopteridae
Gene: PDCD6
Product: programmed cell death 6
Molecular function (GO): calcium ion binding
Source: RefSeq, a predicted model, not a curated record